Molecule: messenger RNA, 845 nt
Organism: Vigna radiata var. radiata (mung bean)
Lineage: Eukaryota; Viridiplantae; Streptophyta; Magnoliopsida; Fabales; Fabaceae
Product: cytochrome b5
Exons: 4
Coding region: 135-560 (141 amino acids)
Cellular component (GO): intracellular membrane-bounded organelle; membrane
Molecular function (GO): heme binding
Source: RefSeq, a predicted model, not a curated record
UUUUCAAAUGUAUAUAAAUAGUCUUUGUCUUUAGAUUGUUGGGUAAAGGAAACAGCAUCGUCGUUUAAAAGUACACUGUUUGAGAGAAAGACCAUCUUCUCCUUUCUAUCCUCAGCAGCGUCGAAGAGGCAGUGAUGAGUUCAAGUACCAAAACUUUUACCUUUGAGGAGGUGGCUAAGCACAACCACAAGAAGGAUUGUUGGAUUAUAAUCAAAGGAAAGGCGUAUGAUGUGACCCCAUUUUUGGAUGAUCAUCCAGGAGGUGAUGAAGUUUUAGUGACCGCAACAGAGAAGGAUGCCACCAUUGAUUUUGAAGAUAUUGGCCACAGUGACUCAGCAAUUGAGAUGAUGCAGGCAUACUUUGUUGGGGAUGUUGACACCAACUCAAUUCCAGCAGCACAAGCUCCCAAAGGCACUCCAAGCCCACCUACACAAGCACCUGCCUACAACAAUCAAUCUUCUGGAUUUGUGAAGAUAUUGCAGUACCUGGUGCCAUUGCUGAUCUUGGGCCUUGCAUUUGCUCUGCAGUACUAUGGCAAAAAAAACAAGUCCACUGAAUAAGAAAAUUGAAUAUGAGCUGUGGCCAUAGUUUUAGUGCAUCUAUUAUCAAAGUCUAUAUCAAAAGUUCUCUUAGGGGUAAUAAAGUGGCGGCAGUGUUGUUUCUUUUUCUUUUUCCUUUUUUCUGGGUAUCAUUUAAAAGUAUUUUGCUCUCUCAAUUAUCAUGCAGGGAUUAAUUUUGUUUCCUUGAUUUGCUAUGGCCUCUUUCUCAGUUAUGCUAGUUGCUCAUUUGGGAUUAUCUCAUGAAUAAUAUUUUGAAAUAGAUUUUAUGUGCAGAUUAUUGUAUUA